CGCUUUCCAUUCUAAAACCACACACUUUGCAAUGGCAACUACUUCUAAGGUAAUUCUGAGUAACGUUCUCUUUGUGUUGUUGUGUUUAGGGAUUUGCUCUGCUGCUAGAACACUCCUCACAAUAGAGGACCAUGUGAACUUGCAUGGCGCUGUUGGAACUGUUGCCGGUGGUUAUGGAGGUGGUGGAGGAAGCGGCGGUGGUGGUGGGGUAGAACAUGGUGGAGGUGGAUAUGGAGAAGGAGCUGGAGGAGGAGAAGGUGCUGGUGCUGGAUAUGUUGCUGUGGGGGGUGGACACGGUGGCGGUGGAGGAAGCGGUGGUGGCGGCGGUGCUGGUGGUGCUGAUGGUGGUGGAUAUGGAGGAGGGGCUGGUAAAGGGGGUGGUGAAGGAUAUGGUGGAGGUGGUGCAAAUGGUGGUGGAGGUGGAAGUGGAGGAGGAGGAGGUGGUGGUGCAGGGGGUGCUGGUGGUGGUUAUGGAGGUGGGGAAGGAAGUGGGGCUGGUGGUGGAUACGGUGGAGGGAAUGGUGGAGGAGGUGGAGGUGGAAGUGGUGGUGGUGGAGGAGGAGGUGGUGCUGGUGGAGCACAUGGUGGUGGAUAUGGAGGUGGUGAAGGAGCUGGUGGUGGAUACGGUGGAGGAAAUGGUGGAGGAGGUGGCGGUGGAAGUGGAGGUGGAGGUGGUGGAGGUGCUGGUGGGGCACAUGGAGGUGGAUAUGGUGGUGGUGAAGGUGCUGGACAAGGAGCUGGUGGAGGAUAUGGUGGUGGAGCAGUUGGUGGUGGUAGCGGCGGCGGCGGCGGCGGCGGCUCUGGUGGUGGAGGUGCACGUGGGGGUGGAUAUGGAGCUGGUGGUGGGAGUGGUGAAGGUGGUGGCCACGGUGGUGGAUACUACCCUUGAGAUUAAUUGAUAAAUUACCCAAGAAAAUACCCUAGCUAGCUCCUUGUGGCUAUAGUAACAAUAAUAACAAAUGUAUGGGUACGAGUACGUGGAUGGUUAAAACUAUUUAUGCAUUGUAUUUUACUUUUUUAUUUUUAUGUCUUACAUAUAUGUCGAAUGGAUUGAAGACUUACAUCGAUGUAAACGUAUUAAUAUAGUAAUACAUAUUUUGCAAUAUUUUUAGA
This is a messenger RNA of Glycine soja, 1113 nucleotides long. Its product is annotated as glycine-rich cell wall structural protein 1.0-like. Bases 32 to 889 code for a protein of 285 amino acids. NCBI's taxonomy places the organism in Eukaryota, Viridiplantae, Streptophyta, Magnoliopsida, Fabales, Fabaceae. The transcript has a single exon. The record is from RefSeq and is a predicted model, not a curated record.